AUGACAGCGGCGGUGGUGGACGUGCACUCGGAGGGGCUCCGGCAAUUGGAGCGAGCGGAGCGUCUGGUGGAGGUUGGCUCCAGCGGCCCAAGGAGUCGGAGAACCGCGGUGCACAAGUCGCUGGAGCAGCUCUUUGGAGAGGCGCGGCUGAGGUCGCAGACGUUCUCCGGAGCAAACGCCUUUGCAUCCACCUCCUCCCUGCCUCGGCUCCUUCAGACGCCACAAGCGCAGAGGCUAGAGAGGGACAUUGCAGACUUCACCCUGGUACCACAAGCUGCGCCGGGCGCUGCUCUGCCUCGGGCGGACGCUGAGCAGCCGUCCUUGGGCCUCCAGGAGUUCUUCGGCUUGCGUCACGAGCGCGUGAUCGUGGAAACCGUCGAG
This is a messenger RNA of Symbiodinium necroappetens, 381 nucleotides long. Lineage: Eukaryota; Dinophyceae; Suessiales; Symbiodiniaceae. The record is from the annotation of a GenBank genome assembly.